Durio zibethinus is the source of this 1310-nucleotide messenger RNA. Its product is annotated as protein DMR6-LIKE OXYGENASE 2-like. The record is from RefSeq and is a predicted model, not a curated record. NCBI's taxonomy places the organism in Eukaryota, Viridiplantae, Streptophyta, Magnoliopsida, Malvales, Malvaceae.
GGCAAUGUUAUCCUCAUCUAAUUGUCAUCAGCAAAUGUAAGCAUAAAUAGGUGCAGAAACUCUAAAGUUCUGCAAUGUAAGAAAACCAGUAUCCCUGCAUAUUCCGUUUUCCAUGGCCGGCAGCAAGCUAUUACUGACAGACCUCGCAUCUACAGUUAAACAGGUGCCUUACAAUUACGUCAGACGAAUUUCCGAGCGUCCAAAUCUCUCUGAUGUUCAGGUAUCAGAUGUUUCCAUUCCUCUGAUCGACCUGCAAGACCUCUACGGUCCCAACCGCUCCGAUAUUCUUAAACAGAUUGCGCUGGCAUGCCAACAUGACGGUUUCUUUCAGGUGAAGAACCAUGUGAUUUCAGAGGUUAUGAUCAAUAACAUGCUGCACUUAGCUAGAGAAUUUUUUCAAUUACCUGAAAGUGAGAGGUUGAAGAAUUAUUCUGACGACCCUUCCAAGGCUAACCGCUUGUCAACUAGUUUCAAUGUUAGGACGGAGAAGGUUGCCAACUGGAGGGAUUUUCUGAGACUCCAUUGCUUCCCUCUCGAAGAUCACGUGCAUGAAUGGCCUUCAAAUCCGCCAUCCUUCAGGGAGGAUGUGGCUGAGUAUUGCACUAGUGUUAGAGGUUUAGUGCUAAGACUGCUUGAGGCCAUAUCAGAGAGCUUAGGCCUGAAGAGGGAUCAUAUAGAGAAGACAUUAAGCAAGCAUGGCCAACAUAUGGCUAUAAACUACUAUCCACCCUGUCCAGAUCCAGAACUUACAUAUGGGUUGCCGGGCCAUACUGAUCCUAAUUUAAUAACUAUUCUUCUUCAGGAUGACGUGCCAGGAUUACAGGUUUUAAGAAAUGGCAAGUGGAUUGCCGUCAAUCCUAUUCCCAACACCUUCAUUGUCAACAUCGGUGAUCAAAUACAGGUAAUUAGCAAUGAUCGUUACAAAAGUGUGGUCCAUCGAGCUGUUGUGAACUGCAAUAAAGAACGAAUAUCCAUCCCUACCUUCUACUGUCCAUCACCUGAUGCUCUGAUUGGUCCGGCUACGGAGUUGGUCGACGAUGAGCACCCUGCAGUCUAUCGAAGUUUUACCUAUGGUGAAUACUAUGAGAAAUUUUGGAAGAGGGGACUUGCUACAGAAUGCUGCCUAGACAUGUUCAAAACUUCAAUAACUUAAAUCUGUUGUCAAGAUUUCAUAUUUCACAUUAAAGUUGAGAUUCUAACAGGUUGUCUUAGUUGUAUUUCAACUUUCAAAAUAUAUUUUACUGAAGCAUCUUUAAUUAAGUUAGAUUGUGGCAUUUCACCAUUUGGUAUACAAUUCCAUCUUUACAAAA